Molecule: messenger RNA, 2240 nt
Organism: Cannabis sativa
Lineage: Eukaryota; Viridiplantae; Streptophyta; Magnoliopsida; Rosales; Cannabaceae
Product: MLO-like protein 12
Exons: 15
Coding region: 308-1975 (555 amino acids)
Biological process (GO): defense response
Cellular component (GO): membrane
Source: RefSeq, a predicted model, not a curated record
UUUUUUUAUUUCUUCAUAAAAAAUAAAAAAUAACAAAUCUCUAAUCAAAAUUCUUGGUGAUAGCUACUUUUUUCUUUUGGGGUUUGAAAAGUCAAAGUCUUAAAUGUUUUUCUUAAUUGUUUUCUUUAAAAGGAACACUAAAAUGAAAUUAUCAUUCGUACUUGGAAAAAAAAAAGGGCAUUUUAGCUUUGCUCUCUUUCCAUAUUCUUCUCCAUAUCAUUUCUUGUACAUUUUCUGAGACUCUUUUGUAUACAUUAUUAUAGUUGAUAUAUAUAUAUAUAUAUACAGUGAUAAACUGUUUAUUAUAAUGGCUGAUCUGCAAGAAGAGCGUAGUUUGGAGGAAACUCCAACCUGGGCUGUUGCUGUAGUGGUCUUUGUGUUGAUUAUCAUAUCUAUAAUCAUUGAACAUGUUAUUCAUCUCAUAGGAAAAUGGUUAGAAUCCAAACACAAAAAAGCCCUUCAGGAAGCGCUUGAGAAGAUUAAAUUAGAGCUUAUGCUAUUGGGAUUCAUUUCGCUGCUCUUAACAAUAUUCCAAGAUUACAUUGCUGACAUAUGUAUUCCAAAAAGUGCAGCAAACACUUGGCAUCCUUGCCAAUACCAAAAUAAUGAAGAGAAAAAGGCUAAGGAAUCAGAUAAAACAAAAUCAAAAACAAUAGAUUAUUGUUCAGAAAAUGGUAAAGUUGCUUUAGUGUCUAAAUAUGGGAUUCACCAGCUUCAUAUAUUCAUAUUUGUCUUGGCUCUUUUCCAUAUUAUAUAUUGCAUUACCACCUUGGCUAUUGGCAGAACCAAAAUGAGAAAAUGGAAAGUUUGGGAGGAUGAGACAAAGAAAAUUGAGUACAUAUAUAGUAACGAUCCUGAGAGAUUUAGAUUUACAAGAGACACAUCAUUUGGAAGAAGGCAUUUGAACAUUUGGAGCCAAUCACCAAUUUCACUUUGGAUUGUAUGCUUUUUCAGACAAUUUUUCGGGUCAGUCACUAAGGUUGAUUACAUGACACUGAGGCAUGGAUUUGUAAUGGCACAUUUGGCUCCAGAAAGUGAAACAAGAUUUGAUUUUCAGAAGUACAUCAGCAAAUCACUUGAUCAGGAUUUUGUAGUUAUUGUUGGGAUAACCCCAGUAAUUUGGUUCGUUGCAGUAUUGUUUCUACUGUCCAACACAUAUGGAAUAUACUCUUAUUUGUGGCUGCCAUUUCUACCUUUGAUUAUAAUAUUACUGGUGGGAACAAAACUUCAAGUAAUCAUAACAAAGAUGGGAUUAAGCAUUCAAGAGAGAGGAGAUGUGGUAAAGGGUGCACCAUUGGUUCAACCAGGAGAUGACCUCUUCUGGUUCGGACGGCCUAAAUUAAUGCUCUUUCUCAUUCACCUUGUUCUCUUUCAGAAUGCAUUUCAACUUGCCUUUUUUGCAUGGAGUACAUAUGAAUUUACCUUGAACACUUGCUUCCACGAAAAAAUUGAAGAUAUCAUCAUAAGAAUUUCAAUGGGGAUCCUCAUACAAGUUCUAUGCAGUUAUGUGACUUUGCCUCUAUAUGCUCUUGUCACACAGAUGGGGUCUACAAUGAGACCAGUAAUUUUCAAUGACAGAGUAGCAACAGCAUUAAAGAACUGGCACCAUUCAGCCAAAACCAAGAACAAGAAACACAACCGAAAUUCGGAGACAAACUCGCCAUUCUCAAGUAGGCCUGCAACUCCAACAUAUGGCAUGUCUCCAGUUCAUCUGCUGCAAAAUUACAGAAGCACAGCAACUGAUGGAUACUAUGGUUCUCCGAGGAUGUCUAAUGUCGAAAACGAUUACUAUGAGCCUGAAGGGACACCAUCUCCCAACAAUGGACCAUCUGCAGCAAGUGAAAUACAAGUGAAUAACUAUGAAGUUGAGAAGGAUAUAAGUGAGGAAGGACAGCCAAUGGUUCAGGAACCAAGCUCCUCCUCACAGCAAAAUGAGGUCAAGAUUUCCUUAUCUCACUUCUCAUUUAGGAAGUGAAAUAGAUAACACUACUGUUUUAGUCUUAUAAUAACUUCUUUUCUUUAUUUCUUAUUAUCUUUUGGUUAUGUACAUUUUGUUGAAGAUGAUAAUAUGUAUAAGCUUGAACUUGGUAGAAAAUGCUUAAUACAUAUCCAAUACCAAAUACAUGUUGCAUUGAUAGAUUAUGUUUUUUAAUCUUUAGGUAUUAUGUACUCAUAAACCAACUUAGUUUUACUUUUUGAAGUCAGUUUUGUUUAAUAGAUAAAUACCAUUUUGAUUCAAA